Messenger RNA from Drosophila busckii, 1355 nucleotides. RefSeq names its product BTB/POZ domain-containing protein kctd15 (gene twz). Lineage: Eukaryota; Metazoa; Arthropoda; Insecta; Diptera; Drosophilidae. Gene Ontology annotation, molecular function: protein binding. The coding region runs from base 147 to 1190 and encodes 347 amino acids. The record is from RefSeq and is a predicted model, not a curated record. The transcript has 6 exons. Gene Ontology annotation, biological process: protein homooligomerization.
CAAUUUUAUGCAGUCGCGCUGUUUAAUAUAAAUUAGUUAAAGUGCAUUUCCUAAAUAUACCGACUUUUUUAACUCCAUUUGUUGCAUUGGAUCAACGAUCACCAUUGACGGUGGAUUCCUCUUGCCCCAAACGGAAAAAAUGCGAUAUGGAUCGAGAGCGCGAAAGAGAUGCAAAAGGCCUCGAGCCACGAGACUUGUCCUCGACGGGACGUAUUUAUGCUCGAAGCGAUAUUAAAAUAAGCGCUUCACCCACCGUUUCGCCAACGAUCUCAAACUCCUCAUCGCCCACACCGACUCCACCCGCCAGCUCCUCAGUGACGCCGCUGGGUCUGCCUGGCGCAGCCGUGACGCCGCUGAACUCCUUGAAUAGCGGCAGUGGCGGUCCGGGCAGUGCAGCAGCUGCGGCCAGUUCCUAUUUGCAUAACCACAAGCCCAUCUCGGGCAUACCAUGUGUGGCGGCCGCAUCGCGGUAUACGGCGCCGGUGCACAUCGAUGUGGGUGGCACGAUCUACACGAGCUCGCUGGAGACGCUUACCAAAUAUCCGGAGUCGAAGCUGGCCAAGCUCUUCAAUGGCCAGAUACCCAUUGUGCUGGACUCGUUGAAGCAGCAUUAUUUCAUCGAUCGCGAUGGCGGCAUGUUUCGCCAUAUAUUGAACUUUAUGAGAAACUCAAGACUACUGAUUGCCGAUGAUUUUCCUGACCUCGAGCUGCUGCUGGAGGAGGCGCGCUACUAUGAAGUUGAACCGAUGAUUAAGCAACUGGAGAGUAUGCGCAAGGAGCGUGUACGCAAUGGUAACUAUUUGGUGGCGCCACCCACACCCCCAGCCAGGCACAUUAAGAGCAGCCCAAGGACUAGCACAGCGCCCGAUUGCAACUAUGAGGUCGUCGCGCUGCACAUCUCCCCAGAUCUGGGCGAGCGCAUUAUGCUCUCGGCGGAACGGGCGCUGCUCGACGAGCUCUUCCCGGAGGCCAAUCAGGCGACGCAGUCGAGCCGCAGCGGCGUCUCCUGGAACCAGGGCGACUGGCGCCAAAUCAUACGCUUCCCACUCAAUGGCUACUGUAAGCUGAACUCGGUGCAGGUGCUGACGCGACUGCUCAAUGCCGGCUUCACCAUCGAGGCGAGCACCGGCGGCGGCGUCGAGGGUCAACAGUUCUCCGAGUAUUUGCUGGUGCGUCGCGUUCCCAUGUGAUAGGCUCGGCCCGGCUCGGCUGGACACAUUUUAAUUGUAAUCUAUGUGCGUGUGGCGCACUAAGGGGCGUGGUUUUGGGGGGCGGCUGCCUGCAGCUAGCAAAAAAGUAAAAGCAAAAGCAAACAAAAGCAAAAACAACAAAAUACAAAUUUCAAAAAUUCAAAU